CGGUGGGGGCUGCAGUCAGUUGUUGCUUUUGUCCUGAAGGGAACCAAUCAGGGGGUGGACUUGUGCUGGCUUGGCCGUAUAAAAGCUGAAUGACUUUGAGGAAGCACAAACCCUCUCCUCUUCACUUUCUGAGUUCAACUGGGUCAUACAAACCAUGAAGUCUCCUGGAAAGUCCCUGAAGGAAGCUCUGGUCUGUGCUCAGAGUGAAGACCGGCUCACUGUUGGAGUCUACGAGAGUGCUAAAAUCAUGACAGAAGACCCAGACAGCGUGUCCUUCUGCGUCCUGGCCACGGACGAGCAGUUUGAGUGGGACAUCGCCCUGCAGAUCCACUUCACCCUCAUCCAGUCCUUCUGCUUCGACAACGACAUCAGCAUCGUGAGAGUCAGCGACAUGCAGCAUCUGGCUGACAUCGUCGGAGACGAAACAGAGCAGCUGGAAGAUGCGCACUGCGUCCUCAUCACGAAUCCAGCUGAUGGUUCCUGGGAGGACCCUGCUCUGGAGAAGCUCCACCUGUUCUGUGAGGAGAGCCGCCACCUGAACGACUGGGUUCCCGAGAUCGUCCUCCCUGAGCGCUGAUCCGGGCCUCUGCUCCUCACCUGCUCGAUUCCUACCUGGAAAUACUCAUCCUGAUAACCAGGAUGAUCCUGUUUCUGGCUCAUCCCUGGAUGCUCCUGAGGAGGAUUCCCCGUCCAGGCUGCACGGCGCCGGCCCCCAAACUGAGUGGGGCCGCCCCGCCGUGAAUCCGUCGCCCCCUGCACCCCUCCAUGCCAAGAUGACUCUCCUUCUUUCUGUGAUCGAGGUCGGGCAUGCAGCAGGGGGCGACACAUCGUCGACCCUCAUUCUUUGUGCGGAUGAGGUUUGGAGAGGAAGGAGAAGCGAGUUCUGCAUCUUGUGGUCCCACAGAGCAAAUGUCGCCACGUAGAAGCACGCGCAGCAGGAGAAGAAGCGGUGCUGAGGAAGAAGAGGCCAUCUUGGAAAGAGACUUUUCACAGAUGUUCCUCUUUAGCUGAGCAACAUGACAGCAGUUGCAGUCAGCGGAAAUGUUUCCCACUUUCCAGAAUUGUCUUAAUUCUCUAAAGGUUUCACUUUAGAAAUUUAACAAUGACAAAAAUUACUAAAUAUAUUUUGUUUAAAGGUUUCACUUUAUACUUUGAUGUAUAAAGUUUAACCCCAAAAAAAUGACAAAUUUGAAAAACAAAGCCUUUUAAUUUGCAUUUUACCCUAUUUUAUCCCUUUGAUCCAGUUCAGAAUUGUCCUUUUUCUCUAAGCUUUCACUUUAGAAAUUUAACUGACAAAAUUACUCUAAAAUAUAAAAAGGGUCUUUAACAUUAAAGUUUCCUUUUAGUAAAGGUUGAAAUUAAAGAAACAGAAAAAAAUGCUGUGGUGCUGUAUAUCUCAAACUAAUAAUGGAUGAAUUUAAAAAAUAUAACAACAUACAACUGGAGAUUUUAUAUUAUUUUUACUCUUAAUUGCAAAACCUUUGUUAAAUAUUUUUUUUAAAGUUUAAAAUAUUGGUAAUUUGUAUUUGAUUGUGAUUUUCUUUGUGAUUAAAUAAAACAUUUGCCUUAA
This is a messenger RNA of Girardinichthys multiradiatus, 1570 nucleotides long. RefSeq names its product growth arrest and DNA damage-inducible protein GADD45 gamma-like. Gene Ontology annotation, cellular component: nucleus; cytoplasm. Lineage: Eukaryota; Metazoa; Chordata; Actinopteri; Cyprinodontiformes; Goodeidae. The record is from RefSeq and is a predicted model, not a curated record. Gene Ontology annotation, biological process: regulation of cell cycle. The coding region runs from base 155 to 577 and encodes 140 amino acids. The transcript has 3 exons.